AUGGGGAGACGCGACCUCGCCAUGCCCUGCUUCCUCUGCCUCUUCCUCCUGGCCGCCGCCGCCGCCGGCUCACCGUCCAGGUCCGCGCCCGUGAGCCCCGCCGUGGCGGCGGAGUUUGUCCGCCGCUCCUGCCGCUCCACGAGCUUCCCGCGCGCCUGCGAGCGGAGCCUGAUGCCGCGGGCGCCCGCCGUGGGCCGCAGCCCGCGCCGGCUCGCGCACGCCGCGCUCGCCGUGGCCGCCGACGCCGCCCGCAACAGCUCCGCCUACAUCGGCCCUCCGAGGGGCGGCGGCGCCAUGCGGGACUGCGCCGAGACGGCGCGCGACGCGGCGGACCUGCUGCGGCAGGCGGCGGCGGAGCUGGGCGGCCGAAUGGGCCGCGCGUCCAGCCCGCGCUUCGCGUGGCGCCUCAGCAACGCGCAGACCUGGGCCAGCGCCGCGCUCACCGACGCCGACACCUGCCUCGACUCCCUCGCCACCUACGCUGGCGCCGCCGGCGCCGCCCCGCGCGACGACGUGAAGCGGAGGGUCGUUGCCGUCGAGCAGGCCGCCAGCAACGCGCUCGCCCUCGUCAACCGCCUCCAGCCGCCGCGACGCCGCCACCAGAUGCUAAGCUAAGCCGAUGUCCCUGGAUCACCGGUGGUAGCCAUGCCAGUUCCUCACUAGCCAUUGCUGCCGCUGCUACAUAUCGAUCUACGGACCUCAGCCCCGUCGGAUCAUUUGAUUACUGUUGCUUCCUGUAAAAUAAUUUCAUCAUCAUAUGUUACUAUUUGCCGGUUUUUGUGAUUGCAACCUGAAUAACAAGAACAAAAUCUUGGAUUU
Messenger RNA from Lolium rigidum, 819 nucleotides. Its product is annotated as 21 kDa protein-like. Gene Ontology annotation, biological process: negative regulation of catalytic activity. The transcript has a single exon. The record is from RefSeq and is a predicted model, not a curated record. Gene Ontology annotation, molecular function: enzyme inhibitor activity. Lineage: Eukaryota; Viridiplantae; Streptophyta; Magnoliopsida; Poales; Poaceae. The coding region runs from base 1 to 615 and encodes 204 amino acids.